Trichoderma breve is the source of this 4596-nucleotide messenger RNA. RefSeq names its product nitrite and sulphite reductase 4Fe-4S domain-containing protein. The transcript has 4 exons. Gene Ontology annotation, molecular function: sulfite reductase (ferredoxin) activity; heme binding; FMN binding. Gene Ontology annotation, biological process: sulfate assimilation. The record is from RefSeq and is a predicted model, not a curated record. Gene Ontology annotation, cellular component: sulfite reductase complex (NADPH). NCBI's taxonomy places the organism in Eukaryota, Fungi, Ascomycota, Sordariomycetes, Hypocreales, Hypocreaceae. Bases 1 to 4596 code for a protein of 1531 amino acids.
AUGGCGACCUCGGUUCACAUCCGCACGCCUGAAGAGGCUGCUGCGAGAAUCGCCUACCUCUCUAGCGAUGUCGUCAUUUCUGUCCAGCCUUCAUUGGCUGCCGACUCUGAGUUUUCCUCUCACUUGAAGAAGUUUGCUAGCCGCAAGGACCGUGGAAUUGUUGCAGCUACUGAAGAUACCAUUCCUGAGAUACAACAUAUUCGUCAUAACAAUGACCCGUUGCUGUCUGUCUUUGCUCCUGCUCGGUCAGGCAAGCUCGUCUCUGUCACGACGACUUCUUCUAUCUUACUCCCUUCCAUCUCUCAUCUUUACAAGCUCGCCAACUACCCUGUUGUCCUUCAUGUCUCCCUCCAGCCCCGCGGCUUUGCCGACUUCUCUGUCAUCACUUCCAUCAGAAACUCAGGCUGGACCUUCCUACAGUCUGAAUCUCUUCAGGAGGCACAGGACAUGGCCAUCACUGCUCAUGCCCUAGCUCUGCGCACUAGCAAGGCUGUCAUCCACUUCUUCUCUCCAGACACUUCGGCUCGUGAUGAGCCCAUCGGCCUAGAAGAUUUCACAGUAGUGCGAGCUGUCCUUGACAUCGAUACUGUCAGGAGACUCCAAGCUGGCACCAUCAAGGCCUCUGGACUGUACGCCGAUGACGGACAUGUUGCCAUUUCCUCAGACCACCAGGAGGCCGAGUCUUCUGGUACCGUCGACAAAGCAUCGACCCUUCAGCAAUCGACCGCCAGUCUCGUUUCGAAAGCAGUAUCUGAAUUGUCCGCCAAGACCAGCCAGGCGAGCAGCUCCAGCACCCCCACUGGAUCCUCAUCAGUUGCCACUACUGUUGAGAUUGCUGCUCCCCAGGUGACAUCCGAAGAUGUCUAUGUCUGUGCCACUCGCAUCUGGGCACAGCUGAACACGGCUCUUGGGCGACAGUACAAUGCCUUCGAAUACACUGGACCGGCCAAUGCGGAGAACUGCCUCUUCAUCUUCGGCUCCGACACCGGUUCCUUUGCUCAAGCCAUCGACACUGCUAAAGCUGAUGACGUUUACGCCAAGAUUGGUAUUCUUACACCUCGCCUGUACCGACCCUGGAUUGGCUCCAAGCUCGUGGCAAGCAUCCCCAAGUCGAUUAAGAGGAUCGCCGUCCUGGAGCAGAUUCACCGAAAGACAACCAAAUGGGGUCCCUUGCUGAUUGAUGUUUUGUCGUCUAUCAAGAGCGGCCCUGGUGGUGUUGAGACUAUUGUUGGCCACCAACUGGGAUACAUUGCCCCUGAGGCUACCGAUCAAGCUCUGCGUGGCAUCGUUCAAAAUCUCACGGCUGCGCAGCCCAUCCAGAACCUGGAAGUUGGUGUCAAGGAGGGACCGAGUGAGCCAGUUGCAGCUGGCGUUGAGGCCCCGAAACUCGAGGUUGCUUAUUCCAAAAUUCUCGACCAGCUCUUCGGCAGCAGAACCUACAUUGCCAAUGCCCUAGAAUCUCAGAAUGCCGGUAUUUCUGCCACUGUAGCCGCCAGCCCCGAAUUCGGCUUCGGCUCUCUAUUGGCCCGCAAAGAAUUGCGAACCAGGUUUGUGGCCGAGGUCAAGCAAGCAGCAAGCAGCACUGGGGCUGCUACUGAGGCUCUGAAGAGUUGGCUGGCGCGAUGGGCUGUCAACUCUGAUGACCAAGCAAAGUCCGAUGUGAUCUCUGAUGACGUUAUUGCCAAGUUGGAAGAAGAUGGCUCACCAGCAGCCCAGAAGCUUCUCACGAACCGUAACCUUUUCCGGAAGGAGUCUCUCUGGCUGAUGGGCUCUGAUGCUUGGGCUUACGAUCUCGGCAACUCUGGUGUUCACCAUGUUCUUGCGUCUGGUGAAAAUGUGAACAUGCUGAUUAUUGACUCAACUCCCUACUCCGAAAAGGCCGUGGCCGACGCCAACAGAAGGAAGAAGGAUAUCGGCCUGUACGCGAUGAACUUUGGUAAUGUCUAUGUGGCUUCCACCGCUGUCUACAGCUCAUACACUCAAGUUUUGCAAGCACUGCUCGAGGCAGACAAGUUCAACGGCCCAUCAGUUGUCCUGGCCUACUUGCCCUACUUUGGCGAGACCGACUCUCCUCUCACCGUUCUGCAAGAGACCAAGAAGGCUGUGGAUGCUGGAUACUGGCCUCUCUACAGAUGGAACCCUGAUAACGAGGCCAAGGGCGAGCCCGCCUUUUCCCUGGAUUCGGAGCUCCUCAAGCAAGAGCUGAAGGCUUUCCUGGCUCGAGACAACCAACUGACUCAAAUCAUGAAGAAGGAGCCUAACUUCGCUGCCAACCUUGGUCAGGACUUUGGAACUGAGGUCCGGGCUGCACAGAAGAGGAAGGCAAAGGAUGCUUACAACCAGCUCCUCGAAGGCCUUCUGGGCGCUCCUCUGACCAUCUUGUUUGCUUCUGACAACGGCAACGGCAGCACCCUCGCCAAGCGAUUGGCAAACCGGGGUAGAGCUCGUGGUUUGAAGACAGCAGCAAUGGCUAUGGAAGACUACCCCGUUGAGGAUUUGCCAAGUGAGGAAAACAUUGUCUUCAUCACCUCCACCGCCGGACAGGGAGAAUUCCCUCAAAACGGAUUGGCUUUCUGGGAUGCUGUAAAGGACAACACAGACCUCGACCUGGCUGGCGUCAACUACUCCGUCUUUGGCUUGGGUGACAGCCACUACUGGCCGCGAAAGGAGGACAAGAUCUACUAUAACAAGCCAGCCAAGGAUCUUGACAGAGUUCUGGGCAACCUGGGCGGCAAGCGAUUUGUUGACAUCGGCUUAGGAGAUGACCAAGAUCCGGAUGGCUUCCAGACCGGCUACCAGGAGUGGGAGCCCAAGUUGUGGCAGGCGCUCGGUGUGGACAAGGUCGACGGUCUCCCCGAUGAGCCGCCGCCAGUUACCAACGAAGACAUUAAGCUUGAGUCAAACUUCCUCCGUGGCACCAUUGCAGAGGAGCUGAGGGAUACAUCCACCGGAGCCAUCUCAGCCGCCAACUCUCAGCUGACCAAGUUCCACGGCACCUAUCUCCAGGACGACCGUGAUGUCCGUGAUGAGAGAAAGGCUCAGGGCCUGGAGCCUGCCUAUGGCUUCAUGGUUCGCUGCAGAUUGCCCGGUGGUGUUGCGACGGCCGCGCAGUGGAUCCAGAUGGACGACAUCAGCAGCAAGCUUGGUAACGAGACGAUGAAGCUUACUACUCGCCAAACCUUCCAGUUCCACGGUGUCAUCAAGGGCAAGCUACGAUCCACCAUGCAGGCCAUUAACCGCGCUCUCAUGACCACGAUCGCUGCUUGCGGUGACGUAAACCGUAACGUCAUGUGCAGCUCUUUGCCUUCAAAGUCCAAGCUUCACGAAGAAGUUCAGUCUUAUGCUGCCAAGAUCAGCAACCAUUUGCUGCCUUCUACGAGUGCAUACCAUGAAAUCUGGAUCGCUGAUGAGAACGAAAAGAAGGUCCAGGUUGCCGGUGAUGCCGUCCAAGACUUUGAGCCGUUGUAUGGCCCUACUUAUCUGCCUCGAAAGUUCAAGAUCACAGUUGCUAUCCCUCCUCACAACGACACUGAUGUCUAUGCUCACGACAUUGGUUUGAUCGCCAUCGUAAACAAGGAUGGCACUUUGGAGGGUUUCAACCUACUUGCUGGUGGUGGUAUGGGUGCUACUCACAACAACAAGAAGACUUAUCCCCAAACUGGCCGCAUGUUUGGCUAUGUCCCCAAGGAGCAGAUCCACCUCGCCUGCGAGAAGGUUAUGCUUGUUCAGCGUGACCACGGUGACCGUAAGAACCGAAAGCACGCCCGUCUCAAGUACACCAUCGACGACAUGGGCGUCGAGGUUUUCAAGGGCAAGGUUGAGGAUCUGUGGGGUCAAAAGUUCGAGGCACCCAAGGCUUUCGAGUUCAAGAGCAACGUCGACACCUUUGGCUGGCAGAAGGACGAGUUUGGCGUCAACCAUUUCACAUUUUUCAUCGAAAACGGUCGUAUUGAGGACACUCCUGACUUCCGGAUGAAGACUGGUCUGCGCGAGAUUGCUAAGAUUCACAAGGGCGAGUUCCGCUUGACCGGCAACCAGCACCUCGUCCUCAGUGGCGUUGCCGAUGAAGAUGUCCCUGCCAUGAAGGAUCUCAUGAAGAAGUACAAGCUCGACAACCUCCAGUUCUCUGCCCUUCGCCUCAGCUCAUCGGCCUGUGUCGCCUUCCCCACUUGCGGUCUCGCAAUGGCUGAGUCGGAGCGUUACCUGCCCGUGCUCAUCACCAAGCUCGAAGCCUGCCUCGAAGAGAACGGUCUUCGUCAAGAUUCCAUUGUCAUGCGUAUGACUGGUUGCCCCAACGGCUGUGCUCGUCCCUGGCUGGCUGAAGUCGCCUUUGUUGGCAAGGCUUAUGGCGCUUAUAACAUGUACCUUGGCGGUGGCUACCACGGCCAGCGUCUGAACAAGCUGUACCGUGCAAGCAUCAAGGAGGAUGAGAUCCUGACAAUCAUGAGGGCCCUGCUCAAGCGUUACGCACUCGAGAGACAGGAGGGAGAGAAGUUUGGUGAUUUCUGCAUUCGUGUUGGUCUCAUCAACGAGACUACCGAUGGACAAAACUUCCACGACCAUGUUGCGGAAGAAGAAGAGCCAGAUGAGGAGUAG